Messenger RNA from Nymphaea colorata (pocket water lily), 1468 nucleotides. Its product is annotated as PI-PLC X domain-containing protein At5g67130. Gene Ontology annotation, molecular function: phosphoric diester hydrolase activity. The coding region runs from base 206 to 1381 and encodes 391 amino acids. The record is from RefSeq and is a predicted model, not a curated record. Gene Ontology annotation, biological process: lipid metabolic process. Lineage: Eukaryota; Viridiplantae; Streptophyta; Magnoliopsida; Nymphaeales; Nymphaeaceae. The transcript is spliced from 8 exons.
UGGGUCGGGGGAGGAGCAAAAAUCUGCCAAAAAACACGCGUAUUGUGCCUGUUCUCUUUUAACAUGGUGUCUUGCUUGGUUCUGGCGCUUUUCCAGUAGAUCACAAAAGAGAGCAGAGGAGGUGGUGGUGGUCGUUGCGGGAGGGGAGGGAGAAGCGGCUCCCCAUUUUUUCCUGCACAACCGUUCGUUUGUUGGCAGAGGGGGGAUGGGAUUUCCGAGAGCCAUCAUCAUUCUCUUGUUCCUCGUUUUGUUUCCUGCAACACAAUCCAAGCUUCUGGAUCCGUGUUCAAACGAUGGGGACUGCGGAGCCGGAUUCUACUGCGGAAUGUGCUCCCAAGGGUUUUCUGGAACAAGAUGCAUCAGGGAUGCCGUCUCCGACCAAUUUAAGCUCCUGAAUAAUUCCUUGCCGUUCAAUAAGUACGCGUACCUGACCACUCAUAACUCGUAUGCAAUAGCGGGCGAGCCUUCUCACACUGGAGUCCAACGCCUUACCUUUGCCAACCAAGAUGACACCGUCACUCAACAGCUCAAGAAUGGGGUUCGGGCGUUGAUGCUGGACACGUAUGACUUCGAAGGAGAUGUGUGGCUGUGCCAUUCCUAUGGGGGAAAGUGCUACAACUUCACCGCAUUUGAGCGGGCAAUCGAUACACUGAGGGAGAUUGAAUCGUUCAUGUCUGCAAAUCCAUCUGAGAUCAUCACCCUGAUCUUGGAGGACUACGUUCACACCCCGAAUGCACUAAGAAAGGUCUUCAAUGACUCUGGUCUGAGCAAGUUCUGGUUCCCAGUCUCAAAAAUGCCAAAGAAGGGAGAAGAUUGGCCGCUGGUCCGGGACAUGGUGGCGAGCAACGAGAGGCUCCUGGUUUUCACUUCCAUUGCUUCCAAGGAGCAGAGCGAAGGGAUUGCAUACGAAUGGAACUACAUAGUUGAGAAUGAAUAUGGUGAUGCAGGAGAGAAUGGUACGUGCACUAACCGACCUGAAUCUCCGCCGCUUAAUGACAUGACCAAAUCUCUGGUGCUCGUGAACCACUUCCCGUCAAUGCCGGUGCAGGGAAUGGCUUGCUCUGACAAUUCCGGCAGCCUCAUGAACGUGAUCAAAACAUGCUAUGCCGCCGCCGGCAAUCGGUGGGCCAACUUCCUGGCUGUUGAUUUCUACAAGAGGAGUGAAGGUGAAGGUGCAUUUGGAGCUAUUGAUGCCAUUAACGGGAAGCUCUUGUGCGGAAGUAACGAUGUCAACUAUUGCGGGGGUUCGAUGCCUGUGCUCGAUCCGCCAGAGUCUGCGCCUGAACCAAUCAACAGUGCCAACAAGCUAGGGGGUCGGACCGUGUGGUCGAAGGGACUGCUAAUUGUAUUUGUUAUUCUUUAUAUCAACCACAGGUUAUAGUUUUGUAAUGAUAAAAGAAAGAGGCAGACUCAGCAGCAUGUGUUUUUGUGUAAUUGAGUAUGAUCAAUUCCACUUCUCUUCUCUUGA